AAUGUUAUCUAACUUAACACAUGGGACGUUAGUCACCUCAUGGCUGGAUGUUAAAUUGUGCCUUUGUGCAUUUCUUAAUCGUAAUUUUGCGUUUCAUGUCAUUUAAAGCGGUAAAGUAAAGGGAAAAAAAUGCCGGUUUCACGUGGAGACCCGGCGUUGCUCAACCCAUGCGGGUUUAAAUGACCCUUGCAGCGGGUUAACCAUUAGACAUUAUUUUAAGGACUUUGAGCUUUUGCGGUGUAUCGACUGACUUCUUUCACACGGAAACACUGAGCUAGGACAGAUACAAGGCGUGUUGCAUGCUUGUUGAGGUUUUUUUUUGUUUGUUUUUUUUGAAGGAAAUGAGCAGCUGUGAAAUUUGGUUAAAUAUCUGUGCACUUUUAAUAUAAGUCUGGUGCAAAAGCAUGCAGCCAGCAAGACCUAACGGGAAAUAAUGACGCUUCAGCGGAUCUGCAUUCAAAAUCAUUUUUACAAAUUUUACUAUUUUUUCAUAUUCUUCGGUUGCUGUACUUAGUCGCCGGGAGUUUUGCAUGAAUUAAUGUGUAAUAGUUCAUAAUAAUAAUAAUGAUGAUGAUAGUCGUUUAGUGUUGAGUAGGGAAAUGUCUAUCUAGGGAAUAUCUAUCAGUUAAUUUUCCUGUCUUGUGACGACGCAGACUGUUGUGUAUUUAAGUUUUUGGCUCAGGUUUCUCCAAGCUAAGAUGGUAAAGAAAGGCAGCCUUUAACUCCCAGAGCCUGUCUGCACCACACACACUGUUGCUUUGUUCUCCAGCACAGCCUGCUAUACAUACACAUACCAUAGCCAUAUUAUAGGACACCCCACCCCCUCACCAAGUAGGGCUGCUUCUCAGUCGGUCUACUUUUACACGUUUGUUUAAUUAGACAAUAGAUUUUCUUUUUAAAUAACAUUUUGCAGUAAUGGGUGUAUAAAGUAUUUUAUGAUUAAUUGACUGUUUACUAAAAACCAAGCAUGUCCUAACUGGUUAGUGUUACCAGAUCCUUGGGGCUUAUUUAAAUGAUAAAUGCUUUGUGCUAAGAUAAAUAACGUUAGGUUUUGUAUUCUCUGUAUGAAGCUGUGAGAUGGUCUUGGAUUUCCUGCAGGGAGUCUGAAGUGUUCAGUCAUCAGUCAUGUGUGUGAAAUAGCAGCAGAGGUUUUAAGUGUUGAGUAACAAAAGAGAAAUCAAAGGCAAGCCACCCAUCCCUUCUCUUAAGGUUUUCUUUUCCAUGUCAGCAGGCAGCCGGGCUCCAUUUGCUGGGGAGGGGGUUUAAAUUAACUUUCUGAGAAGGAAAAUUUUAAAUUGUGGAAAAAGGGUAAAGUUUCUGCCCCACUCUCUCCCAGCUGUUCUAUGAUGUCAUGGGGAGGGGCAUCUUUAAUCUUUUUGGGUGAUUUAGGGCCUCCUGUGGAGCGGUGGGGCGGGGCUACGGUGAUGUAAACACAGAUAAAAAGUGGCACACUGUCAGUCAGGGUCUCAGUCUACAGAAACUGGUUUAAACUUUCACUACAGCACGUGUUGGUGUUGCUGCUGGGAUUUACCCUUUUUAGGCGCUGCUUUAAACACACUACUGGCUCAGCUUCUCUGGAUCUAAACCUAACACGCUCCACUACCUCUCUGAUUUUUUUUUUUUGUCCUGUUUUUUUUUUUUUUGUUCUCCCAGAUUCUACAAUCAAACAUGUUGCAAAGCUUCGCUCAGUCGCAGGACUGGCUUUAUUCUGAGCCGCUGCUGUUUGACGAUGAGUUCUGCCAGAGUUUAAUGAAGGACCUCCAGUCGCUGCCAACACCGCCGCAGUCCCCCCCUAUGAAGGCCGGGGUGGGCGGCACUAAGCCCCUGUCCAAAGAGGACCAACUGAGCUACGUGUCGGACAUCCUGUUGGAGGAUCAUGACAUGCAGCUCAACUGGAACUGCGACUUCUUCCACUCCGAUGCUGGUGAGAAGGAGGGCGAGCCCAGCCAGCCCUGCUCCCCGCUGGAGGAGAGUGGUGAGGACUGCCUGUGGCAGUGCCUGGUAGCAGACAAGAGCCUGGAGGAGAAGCUGGUCUCCACGAUGCUUGGCUCCAGCCCGCUGCUGUCUGACAUCAACACCAGCAUCUUUGAGGAGAUCGCCGGCUCCACACUGGACUGCCAGAACCUGAUGGACACUCAGGAGCCCAGCGAGGCCACAUCAGAUUACGGAUCAACCGGUGGCGAGAUGUCCAACUAUUCCUCCAGUGACUCUGAGGAGGAAAUUGACGUGGUGACUGUGGUGCGCUGUCCCUCCAGCCCCUCCCCUGUGCCCUCAUCGGCUGACCUGUCUGUCCGUCAGCAGAAGAAGGAAGAAGAGCAGCGAACUCUCCAGCGUCACCACUUUGAGAUCCAGCUGCAACACAACUAUGCAGCACCCUGUCCCGCCUCACCGCCUCCUUCAUCCUCUUCUUCAUCCAACAAGCGCUCAAGAGGGAGUGAUAGCUCAUCGCGCUACCACCACUCUUCUCGCAGCUCUUCUUCAUCUUCAUCCUCGUCACGGUAUCAUCACCACUCGUCCCGGAACUCGACAGAGACUGAGGAUGAGGAGGAGCGGCGGCGGACGCACAAUGUGAUGGAGCGGCAGCGGCGCAAUGAGCUGAAGAACUGCUUCAUGCGCCUGCGGGACAACGUGCCCGAGCUCUCGCACAAUGACAAGGCAUCCAAGGUGGUGAUCCUGAAGAAGGCUCGAGACUGUAUCUAUGGUCUGGAAGAUGAGGGCCACAGACUGCAAUCAAAGAGGGACAAACUUAGAGCCAAACAGGAAGACCUGAAAGCCAGGCUAGAGCAGCUCCGCAGCUAAUGGACCAGGGGCAAACCAUGGGCUGCAUUUUUAGGUGUUUAGAGACAAUGUGAGGAGCAAAGGUGGAUUAGGGAAGAGACUUUGUACAAAGGCAGAUGGAUGGGCAGGAUAAAGAAUGGUGCGUCAUGCUGAAAAGGACGCACAAAUUAUUUUCAUUUCAAGGACUUUAUGGUAACAAUAUCUCUGUAUAGACUCACACCUGCAACUGUUGCCAUGGUCUGAAACAACACACUCAUUGCCUCAGAACUGAUCAUUCUCAUGCCUUGACUGCUGACUGUUGUAGUGUAUGAUGCUUUUUAAAGUUGAAAUGAGGGAGGAGGGAGCAGAAUUUAUUAUAUUUUGUUUGGCUGAAUGCACACUGAAGACAAGAACAAUACUUUUUUUUUUUUUGUUAUUUUUGUUUAUUUCAUCAGAAUUGUGAGUCUUUACUUUGGGGAUGCCAAAGGGCACAGGCAAAAUAACACAAGGCACCUGUUGGCUCAAAUAACUAGAAGCCACAUUUGCUCAGUAGUUAAAUGAAACUUGAAUAUUGUGUUUUCAGGAUGUCUUAUAGCCAUACUAACCAGUGAUCCCUCCAUCUGACAGGUGAUGAUGGUGGCUUUGGAGUUAUUUGGCCAACUGCACUUCUGUCAGUUCAAGUUGAAUUCCAAAUCUUGUGCUAUUUUAAUUUUGUUGAUCGCGAAAAAGGUUCUUCAGUGUGCUUUCAGCCUUGUUUGGCCUCAGGCGGACCCUUGGGCCCAACAUCACUCUAUCAGGUUAAUGUUGUUAAUGACAGUACUGUAUAGACCAGGUUUGAUACUGUAGACAUAACAAUGCUCAGUCUCAGUUCAGUUCACCACUAGUUCACUCACUUCUGUGUGUGUGUGUGUGUGUGUGUGUGUGUGUGUGUGUGUGCGCGCUUAAUUACUUUGUGUAUUUAAGUAUUUGUCAUUAAUAAACUGUUCAAGCUCAGUGGUAGCCAUAUUAAACAGCAUUCAGGUUUUGAGGAGACUGAACUGGAAAGUGAACUGAACUGUGAGCUGUGCUGUCGUAGCAAAUCAGCCAAAGUCGGGAUGGAAAACCUCUGGAUAAUGUUUGAUUGUUGCAUGUUUGAAACAGAGUGACAGACCGAUGGUGUCCUGACAUGUUAAUUUAAAGGUUCUGGUCGGAGGAAGCUGCCACAGCAGCGCUACUGUGACAUUUAGUACCGCGGCUUAUAGAGCAACCAUUUUGAUAAGUGUAAAUUAAGAAAAAUGGUCGACAUCUUUAUUGUUAGAUGACUAUUAAUCCAGUGGAAAUUGCUUAAAUGUCACUGAUCUAUUAGUCAGUGGCCCUCGAGGUUCUGUGUUUGAUCCUCUAGCAGGUGUAAAGCGAGAAAUUGUAGCUCAUUUAAAGUCCUUUUUAAAACUAAAAGGCUGAGCUUCAUCACAUUAUGAGGAUGAAUAUACUGUAAUUUACUUACAGAGCGAUCACGCUUUCUCAGCAGAUGUGACAGGAGAUCUUAAGCCUAUGAUGACAAAAAAUAUUGCCCAGUGUAAAAUAAGAUUUGACAUGUUGAGGAAUGAGGGCCACUGACCAACAUUCCCGUUUUUUAAAAGAUGGAUUGCCUUCAAUGUUCUGUGCCCAACACAAUAGCUAUGGAGGAGAGCAGUGACACCAAGGAAUAUUUAAAAAAGGUAAACAUUUAAGGCUGUACAUAUUCACAAGGAGCCUGUUAUAUCUAAUUACUAUCAGGUGUUUUGUUGAAGUUGUACUCUGGGCUGGAUCGGAAGUUGAUAACAUCAAUGGGGUUACUCUAAAGUCUGUUGUCAAUUGUUGCCAAUGUUAAUGUUCUGAUUGUAAUGAACUGUGCAAAUGGUAAACAUUAGCUUAUUUGUGUUAAUUUCUUAAAAUGCAUUCUGUUA
Molecule: messenger RNA, 4682 nt
Organism: Micropterus salmoides (largemouth bass)
Lineage: Eukaryota; Metazoa; Chordata; Actinopteri; Centrarchiformes; Centrarchidae
Gene: mych
Product: myelocytomatosis oncogene homolog
Exons: 2
Coding region: 1669-2799 (376 amino acids)
Biological process (GO): regulation of transcription by RNA polymerase II; positive regulation of cell population proliferation
Molecular function (GO): protein dimerization activity; RNA polymerase II cis-regulatory region sequence-specific DNA binding; DNA-binding transcription factor activity, RNA polymerase II-specific
Source: RefSeq, a predicted model, not a curated record